ACUGUCCAAUGAUACUCAGAUAAUUUCACUACAGUUUUAUUAAUCUAUCCUAUUGUUUCUUUGUGUUGAUAAAUUUUUGUAAUGACUUUGUGUUUUGACAAUUGAAGAUGUCUAGUGUUUGUGCAGAUUUGUGUGUAGUUUCUGUGUUGGAUUGUGAUGUUGGGAUUUAGGCAGUUCUUAUUAAAGUGCUGCUGGCGGUUCGGCGAGAUGCACACAGCCACAGCAGAGGGCCAGUACCGGGGCACCAACGGCGCAACUCACCCGAGGGAUAAAGUCGCCAUCCUAGACGCUGGAUCGCAGUAUGGAAAGGUGAUAGAUCGCCGCGUACGCGAACUAUGCGUUGAAUCCGACAUCUUGCCGUUAGACACACCCGCGUACCACCUCAAAGAGGCAGGGUACCGCGCUAUCAUAAUCUCAGGAGGUCCUAACUCUGUCUACGCUGAAGAUGCGCCGAGAUAUGAUGCUGAUAUAUUCAAGAUCGGGCUACCGGUGUUAGGUAUCUGCUAUGGCAUGCAAAUGCUGAACAAGGAGUUCGGUGGCUCCGUGCUCCGCAAGGACGCCCGGGAGGAUGGACAGUACGAAGUCGAAGUGGAAACCACAUGCCCUUUGUUCAACCGCCUGGAGAAACUCCAGCCCGUACUGCUGACCCAUGGAGACAGCGUGCAGAGAGUCGGAGACCGAUUCCGCGUCGGCGCUCAGUCGUCCAACCAUCUCAUUGCGGCCAUAUACAACGAGCAGAUGCGGCUGUAUGGAGUUCAAUUUCAUCCAGAGGUGGACCUAACCCCGAAAGGCAAACAGAUGCUGUCGAACUUUCUGUUUGACAUAGCGGGCAUGUCGCGCUCGUUCACGCUGCGCUCGCGCCGCGAGGCCUGCGUCCAGUACAUCCGCGACGCCGUCGGAGACAGCAACAAAGUUCUUGUUUUAGUGAGCGGAGGAGUGGACUCGACAGUGUGCGCUGCUCUGCUCCGGACCGCGCUGCGCGAGGAUCAAGUCAUCGCGCUACACAUCGACAAUGGAUUCAUGCGUAAGAACGAGAGCUCUAAAGUGGAGAGGUGUCUUCGCGAGUUGGGAGUUAGGCUUCACGUCGUCAACGCGUCUCAUCAGUUCCGGCAAGGCAGCACAGUGGUCCGCGAGGCGGGCGGCCGCACGCGGAGCACGCCGCUGCUGUGCCACACGCAGGCGCCAGAAGACAAGCGUCGUAUUAUCGGCGAUGUCUUUAUACGUAUUGCUGAGCAGGCCGUGCGCGACCUAAAUUUGCAGGAGGACCAAGUUCUCCUCGGUCAAGGCACGCUGCGCCCGGACCUGAUCGAGUCGGCAUCAGCGCUGGCGUCCGGCAACGCGGCCACCAUCAAGACGCACCACAACGACACGGACCUGGUCCGCGCCUUGCGCGCCCGCGGCCGGGUCGUCGAGCCGCUCAAGGACUUCCACAAGGAUGAGGUGCGCGCGCUGGGGCUGGAGCUGGGGCUGCCGGCCGCGCUGGUGGCGCGCCAGCCCUUCCCGGGGCCCGGCCUGGCCGUGCGCGUGCUGUGCCAGGACGAGCCGCGCGCCGAGCGGGACUUCUCCGAGACUCAGGUCAUAGUGAAAAUAAUGGUAGAGUACGCGAGCAUGAUCGUCAAAUCGCACGCACUACUAGGCCGCGUAGUAAAUGCGACCACGGCCGCGGAGCAAGCCGAGCUCAAACGCAUCUCCUCCAAGUCGCCCAUCGCCGCCGCGCUGCUGCCGCUGCGCUCCGUGGGCGUGCAGGGUGACGCACGAACGUACAGCUACGCGGUAGCACUGUCGACGGAGCGCUACCCGCCCGACUGGAAAGAUAUGCACUACCUCGCCAAGAUCAUACCUCGCGUCUGCCACAACGUUAACAGGGUGUGCUACGCAUUCGGAGGGCUGAUCAAAGAGCAAGUAACGGACAUCACGCCCACGUUCCUCACACAGCAAGUCAUCUCAACGAUCCGCCAAGCGGACGACAUUGCCACACAGGUCCUAUUGUCAAGCGGCGCAGCAUCCCGUGUCGCACAGAUGCCGGUAGUGCUCAUCCCCAUCCACUUCGACCGCGACGCCGCCACGCGCGCGCCCUCCUGCCAGCGCUCCGUCGUGCUGCGGCCCUUCGUCACCUCGGACUUCAUGACGGGUGUAGCAGCCCUGCCCGGCUCGGACGCCAUGCCGCAGGACGUGAUAGACAGAAUGCGCAAAGAGCUAAUGAGCGUGCCGGGCAUCUCGCGCGUGCUGUACGACCUGACGCCCAAGCCGCCCGCCACCACCGAGUGGGAAUGAUCGCCCAAACUUUCUUUUAUAUGUUUCUACUCGUCUUGUACGAUUGCACCCGGGGCAGUGGUCCACUUUGCAGCUCUGAUGGCGUCUGCCCAUCACCGAUAAUCUCAUGCAGUUUGCAUACAAUGCGGCAUUUGGUAGAUCGAUUGAAUUCGUUGCCCCUACUUAGCCAGCAAUUUUCGCAUACCAUUGGUUGCAACGUCUAUAGAAACCUUGAGUCUCUAGGCCGUAAGCUGCAAUUUAAUAAGUAGCAACACUAAGUGGCCACUUUGCAUGUUAUAAUUUUACUAGUCUAAACCUGCAGUAUACAUUUUAACCCAGCAAAAAUAUUAAUUACCCCUUUGAUUGCCAAAGAGUAGGUCAAUAUCAACCUUCGACAAGGUACAUGAUGACGCGCCGCGCACGAUAGACGUGACGUUCAAAGGGAUAAAGGCACAAAAUAAGUAAUAGUACUUCCGUACAGAAAAGAAACUUCCCACAAAACCGAAGUUUGACAGUGAUUCAGGGACGAAUCGUGCUGUCCCUUUCUAAUGUACGGCACUAUCCCUUUCAGCUACUCAGGGUUGUCAAAAUUCAAAUCAUUAUUUUAUCUGUGGUUGUACACGCAAAGGGACGUCAAGUUGUACCAACCCUAAUAAUUGCUCUUAGCAAUGCUGAGCCGAACGGAGCCGAAUGCACGAAAGGAUCAGUUUCGCCCCCCUUAUAAAGAUUCCAGAAAUUAAGCAAACCUGAACCCUAUUACUUUGGCAUUUCAAAAAUCUAAAUCACUUUGGGGUUUCCUUAAAAGCGUCAUUCGACAAGUCAAACCCGGUCAGCGAUACCAGUUUAGACUUAAAAUUACAUAUUGUAAGAUUUAAAAUGCCAUAUUAAAAUGUUGCCAGAAAAAUUUAAAUAUAAGAUUGGUUUGGACCUCAAAUUUAAAUUCUUUUAACGAAAGAAAUAGUUGUGUGCGUCUCAAUAUUCUGAUGAAGAUCAGUUAUAGUUUGAAUGGCGGCGUAAAGGUACAAUCAUAUAUGAAAUAGUCAUGAUUUCAUGAAGUCAACUCACAAGCUAGCCUCAUAGUUUGCAAUUAUUCCACUUAUAUGAUCGUUCGUAAUAUAUAAAAUACGUAAAGUUAUAUUGUCCUUAUACCGCCAUACGACUACGAUUUACAUAAGUCCUACUUUGGAUCUCCAUGCGCGAUUUGUCUGUAGUAUACUUUACAAUUAUACUAUGUAUGUAUAUAUUUACAACGUAAUCACAGUAAAUUGUGUUCAUGUUAUAAAGACUAAGCUAUGCUCUAUGUACUGGAUUUAAUUAUUUUUAUAAUAAUGCAAAUAAGUGCCUAAUUUGUAUAGAAACAGAUAGUAUGGCUGUUCGAGAACAUUAGAGGCCGCGAACAACUCUGCUCAGAGUUGGAUAGCAAAGUGAGGGAGUGUCACGUAAACGUCAUAUUUUCAUAGAAACUUGACAUUAAUGAUGACAUUUCCACACUUGACAGUGCAAAUGGCAGUUAUUAGCUUAGUCCAACUCUAGCUGUCCUGUCCUAGUGCAAUUUUUCCUUGCGAUCAUGUAAUGCUUUAUUUACUUAACUUUAUUCACAUUAUACCUACAUAUUUAUUAUAGUUCUAUUGUCGCACUUGUUAAUUAUUAUUAAAUAUUUUGUGUUUCAUAUUUAAUUCGGACCAGUCAAUGAAUUUAGUUUCUAGUGCCAGAUAUAAUGUCUUUAUGAAACUUAACUAUCUUAAACAUGCAGUUGUUACGCGGUUAUCACACUGAUGCGGAUCUGCGUGCUACUCCGGUGUGAGAGCAAGACAGCACUUUGUAAGACUGUCACGAUCGUACACUUGAGCCUCGUGCGGAUCUGUAUCCAAUGUGAACAUAUACAAUGUGUGAUUAUAGUUAUUUAUUUUGGCGGCUGAUGAACUUUUGUUUUAUUUAACCUAGAUAUUGGUGUCUGUUGGUUUUGUUUUACUGUUAUGUGUAUUAUAGUAUAUUCGUUCUGGACCACUGCCCGUUAUUUUAUUAUAAAGUUGUAAAUACAUUGGUGUAAGAAACACAAUGUCGAGGUUCUUGUUAGCUCCACUGAUCAGUUUUGUAACUUGUAGUAAUUUAUUGUAAAGGCUGUGUAAAAAUUAUUAAAAAGCCCUUGAAUGUUCCGCGACAAGAUUAUAUUCGUCGUGUAUGAAAUCGAAAACAAAUUGUUUUAUGGAAUGGUUCAGUGUUAUUGACUGGAGGUUUCAUAAUAAAAUUAUAUUAUGCUUUAUUUUCACAA
Messenger RNA from Cydia pomonella (codling moth), 4525 nucleotides. RefSeq names its product GMP synthase [glutamine-hydrolyzing] (gene bur). NCBI's taxonomy places the organism in Eukaryota, Metazoa, Arthropoda, Insecta, Lepidoptera, Tortricidae. The transcript has 16 exons. Gene Ontology annotation, molecular function: GMP synthase activity; GMP synthase (glutamine-hydrolyzing) activity; ATP binding. Gene Ontology annotation, cellular component: cytosol. Gene Ontology annotation, biological process: GMP biosynthetic process. The coding region runs from base 157 to 2274 and encodes 705 amino acids. The record is from RefSeq and is a predicted model, not a curated record.